UCGCCGCCUGAAACCCUAACGAGGCCUCUUCUUCUACGGUGAGAACUCGUUGGUGGAUCGGACACACCUUAAGUUUCGAUCAUGAGUAAGCUUCAGAGCGAUACCCUCAGGGAGGCCAUUUCUGUCAUCAUGGCCGGGUCCAAGGAAAAGAAUCGUAAGUUCACAGAAACGAUAGAGCUUCAGAUUGGGCUGAAGAAUUAUGACCCCCAGAAGGACAAGCGUUUCAGUGGUUCUGUUAAGUUGCCACACAUUCCCCGUCCAAAGAUGAAGGUCUGCAUGCUUGGAGAUGCUCAGCAUGUUGAAGAGGCUCAGAAGAUCGGUUUGGAGUACAUGGAUGUUGAAGCGCUGAAGAAGUUGAACAAGAACAAGAAAUUGGUCAAGAAACUGGCUAAGAAGCACCAUGCCUUCUUAGCAUCAGAAGCUGUUAUCAAGCAGAUUCCCCGUCUUCUGGGUCCUGGUCUCAACAAGGCAGGAAAGUUCCCAACCCUUGUUUCUCACCAAGAAUCCCUUGAGUCUAAAAUUGCGGAGACAAAAGCAACAAUUAAGUUCCAACUGAAGAAGGUUCUUUGCAUGGGAGUUGCUGUAGGAAAUGUCUCAAUGGAGGAGAAGCAAAUUUUCCAAAAUGUGCAAUUGAGUGUGAACUUCCUUGUUUCACUAUUGAAAAAGAAUUGGCAAAAUGUAAGGUGCUUGAACCUGAAGACCACCAUGGGGAAGCCAUACCGUGUUUAUUAGUGUCUUCACUUAGCUUGGAGAUUUGUAGCUGCAGGUUGUAAGGAGCCUGCUACUUCAUAGGAAGUGUGUUUAAUUGGAUGGUCCAGCUUUUUUCUUAUACGCCUAUUUUACUUUGCUCGGUAAUUGUCAGACCUUGGUUUGUUAUACAUUAUGUUAUUAUUAUUGGAGAGUAAACUGGAUUUCAUUU
Molecule: messenger RNA, 919 nt
Organism: Argentina anserina (silverweed cinquefoil)
Lineage: Eukaryota; Viridiplantae; Streptophyta; Magnoliopsida; Rosales; Rosaceae
Product: 60S ribosomal protein L10a
Exons: 6
Coding region: 82-732 (216 amino acids)
Biological process (GO): maturation of LSU-rRNA; translation
Cellular component (GO): cytosolic large ribosomal subunit
Molecular function (GO): structural constituent of ribosome; RNA binding
Source: RefSeq, a predicted model, not a curated record